CAGCGUUUGCCACAAGCUUCGCGUCAAAGCCGUCAUGAAAACAUCAGUCCUGCUCACGUGGGAAGUGCCAGAAAACUACAAGUCCCAAGUGCCUUUCAAGAUCCUGUAUAACCAGCAGAGUGUGGAGGUACAGGGGAACCUGAAGAGGAAGUUGAUCACCCGACUACAGCCUGAUACAGACUACAGCUUUGUGUUGAUAUCCAGAGGAAACACAGCUGGUGGUCUUCAGCAGCAGGUGUCCAUCAGGACGACCCCAGACCUCCUGAAGACUAAACCUGUCCUCUACUCUACUCAGCACAACCAGGAGGGGAAGCUCACUAUAGACCUGCCUAAAGUACAGCCGACUAGUCAAGUCAGAUGGUACUACAUCGUGGUGGUGCCUGUGUCCCCGUCGUCGUCACGGCGAUGGGAGAACCCCGACGAGAUGGACCUGGAGGAGCUGUUGGAGUCUGGCGAGGGUCCUGUCCUAGCGUCGCAGACGCCAGGUCGAGCCCACGCGGCCCGUUACCUGGCCUUCAUACUGGCUGCACUGAAGGAGCAAGACACGGACAACAGUGACAAACAU
Messenger RNA from Oncorhynchus gorbuscha (pink salmon), 565 nucleotides. Its product is annotated as receptor-type tyrosine-protein phosphatase F-like. The annotation marks the transcript as partial. The record is from RefSeq and is a predicted model, not a curated record. The transcript has 5 exons. Gene Ontology annotation, molecular function: protein binding; adenosine deaminase activity; RNA binding. Lineage: Eukaryota; Metazoa; Chordata; Actinopteri; Salmoniformes; Salmonidae. Gene Ontology annotation, biological process: RNA processing.